CAAAUAUCUGCUUUUGUCAUUUGCUUUUCUAGCAAUUGGGAAAGAUCUUGCGAGCGAUGUUUGUGAUCUGUAGCGGCACACCGCGCUCCAGCGCUCGCCAGGAUAGAGAGAUGAUUACGAUACAGAAACAAAAAGACGACGACGCAGUGGAGUCGCUUGCGCUAAAAUCUGUGGGUCGAUUUCGAAACCGUGGUCUCUGGAGGUGUUGCGCAUUCACAGCCUGAGCGUGUUGGGUUACCUGAGUUGUGAGAAUUGAAGGUGGUCGCCAUCGUGGUUGGUUGGUGCAGCUUUUAGUGGAGAAAUUUGAAAGCUGGGGAUAUUUGCACUCUGUUUUUCCAUAGAUUUCUUGGGAUUUUUGAGCUGGGCACAACCUCGAAUCCGCUGUCUGAGCGCGACCUGGUUAGCAUUUUUGCGCAUUUUUCUGAUGUCUAUGAAAUCUGCAUCGUCAUUGACGCUGUAGAUAUUUUCUGACCAGCGCUUUGGUAGUCGUUAUUGAUGUGGUCUGAACAACUGAUGCCAAUGUUGUCACAAUCGACACAUUUUCGGGCGCAAAUUGCAGUCAGGGGUGGUUAGGUAGUGAGAUGCGGCCUUCAGAGUUGAAACUCUAAGCCAAGGUAGUCUUCAGUUGAAACUUUAACAGGGGGACAAUGCCGUAUAUGCAAUUGGCUCGGCAUGUUCCAUCUACGGAUACUUUCCGGCAAUUUUCAGGCCCAGUUUUAGCUGGCAAGAAAGCUGUUCUUCGAGAUCAAUUGCGGCGUUCACCUAAGAAUGUUUCUUCGGGAUUAUCUUCUCCGAGUGUCAGCAAUCAAACAGGAUGUGAACCUUGGACUGUCUCACCGAGUGUUCAGAGUGAGAGGCCACGAUUUACAGCUGUUGCAGCACUGGGUCCAAGUCAAACCCUGGGGGUGGAGCCGGAUCCCUCCUUGGAUGAGGGUACGACGGAGAAAUGGCAUGAAUGGCUCGCUUUUGCUACCAGCUUGUAUCCCGUGUACAUGCUGGUGGGUGGGUUGAUCGCGUUCUGGAGACCGUCAGCUUUUUCAUGGUUUGUGAAGAGAGGACCGGAUUCUUAUAGUGCUGCGUUGGGAAUCAUUAUGCUUUCGAUGGGUUUUACCAUGCGUAUCGAAGACCUGCUUUAUGUCCUCACCAAACGGCCUGUGGCGGUUGUCUUUGGAUUCGCGGCCCAGUACACCAUAAUGCCACUCCUGGGUUCUGCGUUGUGUCGCUUGAUGGGCCUUCCAGCAGAGAUUGCAGCAGGAAUUAUACUUCUGUCGUGCUGUCCAGGAGGCACAGCGUCGAACGUGGUGACCUACAUCGCACGGGGAGAUGUGCCACUCUCCAUCCUCAUGACUAUAUGUACCACUUUCGCGGCAGUGUUCAUAACCCCCUUACUUACAAGCAUUCUUGCGGGAGUUUAUGUACCUGUUGAUGCGAUUAGCAUGGCUUUGAGUACAUUACAGGUAGUUCUGGUUCCAGUCAUUGCCGGUGCGUGUAUGCAGACUUUCUUCCCCCAAGUCGUAUCUGUCAUUACUCAGUUUGCCCCUCUGAUCGCCGUUCUGAUCUCCUCGUUACUCGCUAGUAGUGUCUUCUCAGCCAACAUCCCACUUCUAGUGGCCUCUCCUAUGAAGAUGGUAUCCAUUCUGGGAAGCGCGACAUCGGCCAUGGAUCCAGCAACGACAACUCAACCAGUGAUCGUCACCCUGGGCAUCAUCGGAGGCGUCGUGAUGGCUCUGCACGGCGCAGGUUUCCUUCUCGGCUAUGUCGCUGCCAAGGCAGCUGGAUUCGAGGAGCCGCAGCGACGCGCGGUGUCGAUAGAGGUCGGAAUGCAGAAUUCCUCCUUAGGAGUGGUCUUGGCCACCAUGCACUUUGCUUCGCCGCUGACGGCGGUCCCAGCUGCCGUCUCCGCGAUGUUGAUGAACAUCAUGGGGAGCGGAUUAGCUGUAGUCUGGCGAAACAUGGGCUUCGGUAGCCACGCCGCGACGACGGCGCUCGUCCACGAUGACGACGACGGCACUGUGUCGUAGCACGCCCCUGCUCAAACCUUGAAGCAUAAGUUGAGGAUUUUUUAGGUGAUUAUUUCAAAAAAUUAUAAAUAUAAAUAUAAAUAUAUAUAUACAUGUGUGUGUGUGUGUGUGUAUGUAUGUAUGUAUGUGUACAUAGACAUAUAUUCAUGUCAAGAAAAACUAAUUGAAAGAGGACACUUGCAAUGAUUGGCCACUUCA
Molecule: messenger RNA, 2219 nt
Organism: Physcomitrium patens
Lineage: Eukaryota; Viridiplantae; Streptophyta; Bryopsida; Funariales; Funariaceae
Cellular component (GO): membrane
Source: RefSeq, a predicted model, not a curated record